GGCCUGCUGUGCCCGGGUGUGUCUGAUAUGGCAAAGGAGCAUCUGCCUCUGUCCUACAUGUGCCUCAGCGAAUGCCAUGGCCUGGGAGUGCCCUGCCCAGCCGCUCUCACCUGCAAAGCCAGACUUAAUAUGGCAGGUACAGGGUGCCAAGCACACAGCUGCCCAAGGAGGACAUCUGCCUGGCCUCCCAGUCGGCACUGAGCAGCUGCCUCUGAUCCCUGGGCCAAGCAGAAGGCAACUGUUAAUAGCCUGAAGGGCUGGCCGGCUGAGAGGCUCAGAGACCACCAGCCCUGCUUCCAGCUCACCAGCAAGAGGUGGACAGCCCUGGUGCUGGUUUGGAUUUCCUCCGUGCUCUUAUCUAGAAGCCAUAUGGUGUCUGAGGAGCCACGACACUUAGUCACAACCAAGAUGUGGCCUAAGGCGGUAAAGCAAAGGAUGCCUAGGGACACAGAUCUAAGGGCUGAUAAACCAACUGAGAGAACAGCCACAGUGCCGCCAGCUUCUGUCACAUCGACCACAGGGACCUAGGCAGCCAGCCUGAACUCUACCAAUGUGACAGCGGAGAUGACAACACACUGGACCAACAGGAGCGCUCCAACAACCAGAGAGGACACUACGGACAGUGUGACCUCCAGGACUCUUGUACCACCUACAUCGUCAGGCCCCUCAUCUGUGGGGCAGACUCUACCCAUCACCACUGCUGGGCUUUCCUCUCUCAGCACACCACGUGUGGAAGUGCCAAGUACAAAUGCCAGGACAUCACCAAGAACAGCCACAGUGGCAGCAGUGGCCCCACACACCAUGACUGUUGCUACAGGCACCAUAAACACAAGCGGUCCCACAAGGACUCCGAGUCCUACCAAAAGCACACCUGCUAACACAUCCACCAUGAACCCCACACCCACCUCAGGUGCCCCGACACAAGGUACCACCAUCCAGGUGACAACAGGACAGCCAGUGCCUAGCACAGGGAGAUCAACACCUAGUCCUUUAAAUACCACCCUGGAGCCCACCACCACCCGCCCUGUGACUUCAGUGUCCUCUACAGUAGUGACCACCACCCAGAUACAAACCAAGGAGCCAACUGCCAGUACAGUGCCAGUGCCUCCCACCAGCCCGACCCCUGAAGUAGAAGCCACAUCCCCCACCACACAGCCAAGCCCUGCAUUACCUACCCAAGGGACAGGUGGGCCAGGCACACCAUUGACAACAGAGCGGGUGGAGACCAAAGCCACAGCCGGUACUGCCUCUGCUGGGCCUACACCCAGGAGCUCUGGGGACCCAAAGGUGCCAACCGAAGACUCAUGUCAUCUCAGCAACCAAGGCCAGUGCCUAGUGGUCACCACUGAGCCCCAGACCCCAUCCUUGGUGAACAAAAUGUUACUUCUGGCGAUGCUCGCUCUUGGGGUGACCCUGUUCAUUGCAGUUCUGGUGAUGUUUGCCCUGCAAGCCUGUGAGAGCUACAAGAAGAAGGACUACACGCAGGUGGUCUACCUGAUCAAUGGCAUGUAUGCUGACUUGGAGAUGUGA
Molecule: messenger RNA, 1530 nt
Organism: Peromyscus eremicus (cactus mouse)
Lineage: Eukaryota; Metazoa; Chordata; Mammalia; Rodentia; Cricetidae
Exons: 1
Coding region: 565-1530 (321 amino acids)
Cellular component (GO): Golgi apparatus
Source: RefSeq, a predicted model, not a curated record